Penicillium soppii is the source of this 1188-nucleotide messenger RNA. RefSeq lists its product as uncharacterized. The record is from RefSeq and is a predicted model, not a curated record. The coding region runs from base 1 to 1188 and encodes 395 amino acids. Lineage: Eukaryota; Fungi; Ascomycota; Eurotiomycetes; Eurotiales; Aspergillaceae. The transcript has a single exon.
AUGUCUCCAGUUAGGAAACCAACAACUGACUCUUUCAGCCCAGAAACCCCGAAGUUCGUCCUUUCCUACAUGAUCGCCAGAACCAGCCGCUGGCACCUGGAUUUCCUCUUCCAAACCUUUCUAUAUGACAAAGCCGCCGAGAAAAUACUUGACGUUAAAUUCCGUCGCCGAGCCAUUUCUUGGGACCUUAACGCCAUCCACCACCUGAGAAGAUGUCUCGGGGCGUGGGUGGAAGAUCAAGUCCCAGGCGAUGCGAUUGGUGCGUUCCUUGUGCACAUUUUGUACGAGCAAGACUAUCACCUCGAUUAUCGGCUCACCAAAAUGGUGAGGGAGCAUCAAACCCAGCUCUAUAUCGCCCAGCAUGUAUUGGCUUUCUACCAAAUCCGAGACGAGGCUGGCAAUUCCCUGUGGGACAAGGUGGCGGUGCAUCCAGACGAUGAUGCUGCGGGGACAGAUCCCGGAACAACGAACGAGCUGCUACCUCGCAUCCCAGCCGCAGAGGCAGCCGAUUUAAGAUGGCCCUCGUUCUUGGACGGACUCAACGACGAAGAACUGGACGAGAUCACAAACAAGCUGGGCGAGAAUGGCGAGCUGGUGGACGAGGCAAGCGUGUCUCCUUUGUUCUCCGGCGUCAGCGAGAAGGAUAUGCAUAUCAUCCAGUCCUUCCGCCGGUUCAACAUCCACAGCAAUGACUGUUUGGAUGAGUUCCCUCGACCUUAUGAAGUCAUUGAUGCCAUGGAGAAUAUUCUCCAGCAACAAAAUAAAAAGCUCCUUCCCAUCUACCCCAGUCGCAAACCUCUCCCAACUUCCACAAUUAAACGAAGCUUGCCCCGUAUUCCGGUCGAGAAACCCCUCCCCCACCCACCUGUCGAAAGUUUCAGGGUUUUGCUUUCUCAGACUGUGCGUGUGCGGACCUUCAAUGCGGAAAAGAAGUCGAAACUUCGAUUCAAACAAGACACGAAGCCGGGUAUGGAGAUGAACGCUGACAAUGUACAGAAGAAGACUCACCCGACUUCGUCAGCGCCUCGUCCAAUUGCCCCUGCUUGUUUGGAUAAGGCCCUUCCUCCUACCCCCUCGGAUCCCGAUUUUGGUUCUGGUCCCUGGAAUUACAGCAACCCUGCGCCUCGUCCUGCGCUUAAGAGGAAGGGAGGAGUCGAGGACUUGCGUAGUGCUUUUCAGAAACUGUAG